AUGUGCGAGUGGCAAGAAGAAGUUUUGAGGCUUACAGACGGCGUUGGCGCGGAUAUCAUCUUCGAGAACUGCGGAGCAAAGACCACACGCAAGUCAUUCGAAUGCGUCGCUUGGGGCGGACUGAUUAGCUCCAUUGGCUGCUUGUCGGGCAAGGAGAACGACCUUUCUGACCGGACCAACAUCAACGCGUUGGCUAUCGUCAAGAACGUGACGAUCAAAGGCAUACUUAACGGCCCGAAGGACCGGCUCGAGCAAGUGCUUGAGUUUUACCAGGAGCAUGAGAUCCAUCCUAUUGUGGAUAGGAUAUUUCCGUUCGAGGAGGCUAAGGAGGCGAUCAAGUAUUUGUUUGCCGCCUCGCAUUUCGGAAAGGUGGUGGUCAAAGUCAAGGCAUGA
Messenger RNA from Phaeoacremonium minimum UCRPA7, 393 nucleotides. RefSeq names its product putative alcohol zinc-containing protein. The record is from RefSeq and is a predicted model, not a curated record. NCBI's taxonomy places the organism in Eukaryota, Fungi, Ascomycota, Sordariomycetes, Togniniales, Togniniaceae. The transcript has 2 exons. Bases 1 to 393 code for a protein of 130 amino acids.